CCGUACUCUUGCAAAUAUUACUCGUCUUCUCUAUACUUCCGCUUAUGAAGAGAAUAAUAAAGUGUACUUGAAGAGGACAGCCUAAAGACUCUACACCCGUCGAGAUGUCUCUCUAUGAUGGGUUAGAUAUUGACAGUGACAAGGGUGGAAGUGAAACAAAGACAGAUGUUUCUGCAUGGUCUUCAAGCUAUAAGCUGUUGAUGUCACAGCUGCAAGCGAAAAAAGUCUCACUUGUACAAACCAAGCGCCAGCGUCAGAACACCACUUUGGCACCAGUCGUGGACCUAAAAAGAACUCCUGAUUCCUCAGAACUACACUUCAAUCUACAGACAGGCAAGCUCGAGAGCAGAGGAGGAGGUGGAGGACCAAUCAACAGUGGCGGGAGCAAUGGAGGUGGGGGCGGGGGACCUUCUAUAGCAAUAGGAGGAUCUCCUUUCCUACCCACAGACCCUGUUCCCUCACUCACGGGGGUCAGUGAUGAGUACAAUCCUCUUCGACCAAAUGAUUAUGAAGAAUUUAUGAAGAAAAGGAAAGAUCAGAGACAAAAGGAGCGGGAAGAAGAAAGGAGAAAGGAUGGUGGUGACGAGCAGGAAAGAAUUCCUCAAGAGAGCCCGAGAGGGUCGGGCAGAAAGAGGCGUGAUCGUGAUCGGGACAGCACUCCUGACCACUUUGGUCUCAAUGAGAUGGAAAGAGCCAGACGGAGGAAAGAAGAGGAGGAAGAAGCGGAGUACGAACAGAAACCACGUGGCAAAAGUCAGGGGGCGGCCAUUGCUCCUCCAUCUUCCCUAAUUAAUGAAGACAUGAUCAUCAAGGAAGAAUCCAUGACGCCAGACAGAUCCAGGUCACCUCCUAUGGGUUACACUAUAGGAUUAGGUGGUUCUGUUGCUUCAAAGAUCAUGGCUAAAUAUGGAUACAAAGAGGGACAGGGACUGGGCAAGUCAGAGCAAGGCAUGAGUACAGCCCUCCAGGUGGAGAAAACCAGCAAGCGUGGUGGCAAGAUCAUACACGAAAAGGAUAUUCCAAAAGAAUUGCCCAGAGAACCAACACCCAAUACUAACUUGCUGAAAAAUCCAUCCAAAGUAAUAUUACUGCGGAACAUGGUUGCUCCAGGUGAUGUUGAUGAAGAAUUGGAGCAGGAGACAUCUGAAGAAUGUACCAAAUAUGGUCGUGUCAUAAAAUGUGUCAUAUUUGAGAUUCCUGAAUGUGAGGAGGAGGAGGCAGUGCGGAUAUUUCUGGAGUUUGAAAGAGUAGACUCAGCAAUUAAAGCCAUCAUCGACUUAAAUGGAAGAUUUUUUGGUGGACGUAUUGUGAAAGCUUGCUUCUACAAUUUGGAUAAGUUCCGAAGGCUAGAUUUAGCAGAUGAAGUUGAAUGACAAGGGCUUUGUUUUCAGAGGGUGUGGUUGAAUGAGUGAGAAUGUGUGAGAGUUGGACUAAAAAUUUGGAAUGGCUAUAAACAACUUUGUGAAUUUGAAUAAAUUUACAACAAUAUUCUGGCCAAGUUUAUGUAUACAAGCAUUGCAUUUUACAUCUAAAGCAAACACAAUGUAUGUUUGAGGUCAUUUACAUAAUCUUAGAUAUUUAGGUAAAAUAUGAUGUGCUGAGAUGUUCUUGUGCACUUUUUUUUGUUUAAAUAUUCAUUUCUAAUAAUCAUUUAAAAUAAAGACUUACAAAAGCCAAA
Messenger RNA from Mizuhopecten yessoensis (Yesso scallop), 1678 nucleotides. RefSeq names its product splicing factor 45-like. The coding region runs from base 105 to 1373 and encodes 422 amino acids. Lineage: Eukaryota; Metazoa; Mollusca; Bivalvia; Pectinida; Pectinidae. Gene Ontology annotation, molecular function: nucleic acid binding. The transcript is spliced from 13 exons. The record is from RefSeq and is a predicted model, not a curated record. Gene Ontology annotation, biological process: mRNA cis splicing, via spliceosome; alternative mRNA splicing, via spliceosome. Gene Ontology annotation, cellular component: precatalytic spliceosome.